AUGGAUUCAUUCAAAGCCAACAGAUCUCUCUUGAACCCAAAAUUCGAAGGAUAUAAACUGGAACCCAUUUAUCAAGAACAGGCAGUUGCCAGAUACAAGCUAUCGCGGAGACCUACCCAAGCCACAGCAUCAGGGAAGGUGCCUUUAACCUUCCAGGAAAUGCGCAGUCGCAUCACCCACAAUCAUCUCACCGUUGAUAGUGAGACUGGCCGGGCGAUCUAUGUCGACGAAGAAUUCAAUGUAUGUUUGAUUGGGAUCCCAAUGCCAGGGGUGAGACCCUCUUUCCAAAUCGUCUACCAGAUGGCCACUCCAAUGGAUACAUCAUCAGUCCCAGCUAUCCAGAGAGAAUAUCCUUCAUCUGUAUUCCUCAGCCCAACUACUGUGGUCGUAACAGAUGGAAAUGGGAUUCUAUAUGUCUUGCCCAUUCGUGAUAACCAGACCUCCGAACCUAUAGGAAUAUUUACCUUGCCCACAGGCGGUGCUGUCGACGCGCCGUUCAGGAUACAUAACCUUUAUAGGUCCUCCCCGGUCACCGCAGUCUUGUUACUCUCCUCACGACAUUACGACCCCGAGGCAAAGAAAGUUACUUCAAAUGCAUCCAAUUCAACCCCAGAGUUCGACAUUUGGGCAGUGAAAAUAAACAUCUUUUCCCUCAGACCUAAUAGCGAACCGCGCAAACUCGAAGUAAUAUGGCAUCGACGCGGCCAGGACGUCCCCACAUUCACUACUUUUGUCGAACAGGUCAAUUCCUUCCUCAUCCUUGGUGGGUCCACCUACCCCGAUCCGGAUGCGAAACCCCCCGCGAAACAUUAUGAGCCCACUCCUGACGAAAUCGCGCCAAUACCGCGUGCGGGCGAAAAUCUCGACGCUACCACUACCACCACUCCGAAUGAUGUUGAACCGAACAAACCACAAAAACCUCACCCUUAUUCAUGGACUCAAACACCUGAUGCUGUCACUGUGGCGUUCCCUCUGCCCUCCAGUACGCCGAAAAACAAAAUCAAGGUUUUAUUCACAACCCAGACUCUAACUCUACACGUCGACUCCUUCCCGCUUGAAAGUAGCGACAACACCCCUGCUCCCAUCCCUCACUACUCGGCAAAGGCUCUGUGGGACAGCGUGAACACUACAUCGUGUUUCUGGACAUGGGACCGCGAAGCCGAGCACGCAUAUGGAUUGCUGACUCUGCACAUGGAGAAGAAAAAUGAGGGUACAAGGUGGAUGCAGGUAUUUGCUGCAGCCGCUUCCUCCUUGGCCCAUGAUGAAGAAAACCCAGAGGUGCCUGAGACGCUGGACCCAUCGGAGCUUUGGCACAUUCGCGAAUCACUCGAGAAAUACACGGCUGCGCUCAAGUCGGGCGAGGACGCGUCGGGAUUGGGUUUGGGAAGGGGCGUGCCUAGUCUUGUCGAAGGCGAGGCCGACGAAGAGGCCGACGCAGCUGUUGGCAGGAAGGUGUGGGCAACCUGGGUGGACAUCAACGGCCACACACCAACAUGGACGCGCGAGAGCUCGCUGCUCGGCAAGAAAGAGAAAGAAAACUGGGAAGACGAGCCGAUCACGCUAUUAUCCACCCCAAUUCCAGGUUCGACCACACCAACAUCCAUCGCGGACCUGCAGCUCAUCCUGAAGCAAGACGUAGACGGAGCGGUGUUCUCCCUCGUCCCAGCCAACUCCGCUCCCGAGUUUACCUGGCAACACACGUCAACUUACUGCGCACUCGCGUUUGUCCUGGCGUCCAAGCAGGACACGCGGUUCACGCACCACAUCCCGAGGCGCGGUGUGCUCGCGUUCGAGGGCGGGAGCCUGCGCGAUCGCGGAGCCAAUGUGUACAUCUACCGCCCAUCCAAGAGCGGCAAAGACAAGUGGGCGAAGCAGUCGGUGCUGCAGGUCGAUGACGGGAGCAGUGGCGCGUUGUUGGGAGUCGGAUGUGUAAAAACAGGAGAUGGUGAUGUCGUAGUGGUGUGCUUGACAGAGGGAGAACUGGUCCUCAUCAACGGGAUUUAA
Molecule: messenger RNA, 2004 nt
Organism: Psilocybe cubensis
Lineage: Eukaryota; Fungi; Basidiomycota; Agaricomycetes; Agaricales; Agrocybaceae
Exons: 2
Coding region: 1-2004 (667 amino acids)
Source: RefSeq, a predicted model, not a curated record